Molecule: messenger RNA, 1815 nt
Organism: Naumovozyma dairenensis CBS 421
Lineage: Eukaryota; Fungi; Ascomycota; Saccharomycetes; Saccharomycetales; Saccharomycetaceae
Gene: RCK2
Product: serine/threonine protein kinase RCK2
Exons: 1
Coding region: 1-1815 (604 amino acids)
Biological process (GO): protein phosphorylation
Molecular function (GO): ATP binding; protein kinase activity
Source: RefSeq, a predicted model, not a curated record
AUGACAAAAAAUGAUGGCGAUUAUGGUGCGGUAGAUGUUGCUAAUAAUAAUAAACAUUCAACUAAUAUAGAACCGAAUACUAAGUCGGAUGGGAACACGAAGGCUAUAAAAACAACAAACAUCAUAAGAAAAGUAAAAUCUCCCGAUAGUACCAAUACGGCUGAUUCUGAUUCAGAAUCUAAAAUUAGUAUGAAUCUUAAUAUUAAUAUUCCUACGGUAAAUUCAAAGACAGGUGAAGAGGAAAACGAAAAUGAAGACGAAGGCGCUUCAUCGCUAGCAUCCUCUCAAUUAUCAUCAUUAAAUGAAGAACAAGACAUAUAUGAGGAUGAGGAUACUGAAGAUGGAGAACUUAUACAACCAGAACAUGAGUUUUCAGAACAAUUAGAAUUACAAAAUUUCAAAAUAAUUAAUAAAAUCGGUGAAGGUGCAUUCUCAAAAGUAUUUAGAGCGGUUCCUAUAGAAGAUAGUCCCAAUGCAUUCUUGACUAAAAGCUAUAAAGAAGUUGCUAUAAAAGUGAUCAAGAAAACCGACUUAUCCUCACUGGACAUCAAUAAAGAUCAUUUAUUUCAUGAACCACCUGCUAAACAGCACAAUAAAAAUGAGAAGCAACACAGUAGUAAGACUUCAUCCAAAGAACAAGUACUAAAGGAAGUAAUGAUACACAAGGCAGUAACAAACAACUGCGAUAACAUUGUUGCCUUCGUUGAUUUCCAAGAAUCCAAAACGUACUAUUAUUUAAUCCAAGAAUUAUUACACGGUGGUGAAAUUUUUGGUGAGAUUGUCAAAUUGACAUAUUUUAGUGAAGAUCUCUCAAGACACGUUAUUAAACAAUUAGCCAUUGCAAUUAAACAUAUGCAUUCUUUGGGGAUCGUUCAUAGAGAUAUCAAACCUGAGAAUUUAUUAUUUGAGCCUAUUGAAUACAUUCCUUCAUUAAAACCGAAAUUAAGAAAAUCAGAUGACCCACAGACUAAAGUAGAUGAAGGGGUAUUCACACCGGGUGUUGGAGGUGGUGGAAUUGGUGUUGUUAAAUUAGCAGAUUUUGGUCUUUCCAAACAAAUUUUCUCUACAAACACAAAGACACCUUGUGGCACUGUAGGUUAUACCGCUCCAGAAGUUGUUAAAGACGAAAGAUAUUCAAUGAAAGUAGAUAUGUGGGGGAUUGGUUGUGUAUUAUAUACCAUGCUAUGUGGAUUCCCACCUUUUUAUGAUGAAAAAAUUGACACUUUGACUGAAAAGAUUUCUCGUGGUGAAUAUACGUUUCUAGCUCCAUGGUGGGAUGAAAUUAGUAAUGGUGCUAAGAAUGCUGUAAUGAGACUCUUGGAAGUGGACCCAAACAGGAGAUAUGAUAUUGAUGAAUUCUUAGCGGAUCCAUGGUUGAAUACAUUCGAUUGUGAAAGAGAGAAGGAGAAAUUGGAUAAUGCAAAGAAACAAAUUAAUAAGAGAAGGUCACGUAGAAAUAAGAAAUUUUUUAUGGAAAGAGAUUCGACUUUAUUAUAUUCUCCAGCUGCCGUAGCUAUGCGUGAUGCAUUUGAUAUCAGCAAUGCCGUACAACGUAUAGAAGAAGAUAAAAGAGAUAGUCCGUAUAUACUGGGUGCAUUAGCUGAAGAUGAAGAAGAAGAAUUCCGUUUGGGGAGUAGCACUGCCAAGAGUAAUAAAAACACGAACAAUCUAAACGGGUUAGAUGAUGAUAUGUUCCAGUUGAAAUUAGAUACAUCAACAAUUUUGAAAAGAAGACAAGAGAAAAAUCAUAACAUAAUACAAAAUACAACAAGUAUCCCUCCUAUUCCCGGGAAAUCAAUUUCUUUCAUCACAUAG